UCACACUUGAUGCGCUCAUCCUUGACACCGCAUCCAAACGCAAGCUGCGUUCCUUCCUUGCUGGAAACGAAGCCUUGGCGGCCCUUGUCCGUUGUUGAAUUUCAAGGAACUUCUGAGCUAGAUUAGUGGAGUAAAAUGGCGGCCAUGUCUGACGUGGUUGCGGUGUGGGAGGUGGCACUGAGCGAUGGCGUACACAAGGUCCAGUUUGAACACGGCACAACCACGGGCAAGAGAGUCGUAACCGUCGACAACAAGGAAUUGUUGCGGAGAAACUGGAUGUUCAAGCUGGUGGGAAAAGAGUCCUUCACAAUAGGCAAGGGUCACAAGGCGGUUAUCUUCAUUGAGGCCGUCAGCGGGUUUGCGUACCAGUACACGCUGGACGUUGACGGGAAAUCGCUGGAGAAAUUCAUCGAAAACCGAUCCAAGACCAGCAAGACCUGGACACUAACCCUGGACGGUGUAGACACCAGAAUUGUACUCGAGAAAGACACGAUGGAUAUCUGGUGUAAUGGCAAACAGAUGGAAACUGCGGGUGAAUUUGUUGACGACGGCACAGAAACCCACUUCACUGUUGGCAACCACGGCUGCUAUGUCAAAGCUGUCAGCAGCGGGAAAAGAAAAGAUGGCAUCGUUCACUCACUUAUCGUGGACGGAAGUGAGAUACCUGAGGCCGUGGAGUGACCUUGGGAUAAAAAAUGUUGAGAUACUUUGUGUCUGACCGUAUCACAGUUUACCAUCAGGUUGGUCGCCUCCAAAACUUGCGAAAUGUAAAUACUAGAAAUGGCUAAAGGAGAAUAAAUAAUUUGCCAAAAGUACUGGUCAU
Branchiostoma belcheri (Belcher's lancelet) is the source of this 823-nucleotide messenger RNA. RefSeq names its product fas apoptotic inhibitory molecule 1-like. The coding region runs from base 136 to 681 and encodes 181 amino acids. The transcript is spliced from 5 exons. The record is from RefSeq and is a predicted model, not a curated record. Gene Ontology annotation, biological process: negative regulation of extrinsic apoptotic signaling pathway via death domain receptors; canonical NF-kappaB signal transduction; positive regulation of neurogenesis. Lineage: Eukaryota; Metazoa; Chordata; Leptocardii; Amphioxiformes; Branchiostomatidae.